Lichtheimia ornata is the source of this 762-nucleotide messenger RNA. RefSeq lists its product as uncharacterized. The record is from RefSeq and is a predicted model, not a curated record. Bases 1 to 762 code for a protein of 253 amino acids. NCBI's taxonomy places the organism in Eukaryota, Fungi, Mucoromycota, Mucoromycetes, Mucorales, Lichtheimiaceae. The transcript has a single exon.
AUGGAACCUCCACCUCUCGAACACUACCAGCUUGCUCGCGAUGACCGCUUUCGACCUUGGUGGGUAUCCAACCGCCCAACUGUGAUCUACAACUUUUAUACCCAUGUCACCAAUGUCAAGGAGGCUUCACAAAUCCUACGACGGCAAUUCAGUGGCAACACAUCCAUGGCGAUCCGAGGAUUGACACCUGGUGCCUAUAAUGAAGAAGAGAAGGCAUGGGUGGCAUUGGAAGUGGCAUUCACACCAGAAAAGUCGCGUCUAUUGGCAUUGAAACGAGGUGUCAGGCUUCCAGCUGAUAUGAUUACUGCUAAACAGCAUCCUGUUACUGUUGUACCUGCCAUUCGAUCCAACGCUGCUGGUUCAUACAUGAUCAUGCGUUUUCAAGGUCUUCCAAUGACAACAUCCGAUGAUGGCGACCUGCCCAUGGCAACAGCAUUCAAGAUACGCCGAUCAAUCCGCACACUCUUUCGUAGCUGGAAACAAGAUCAAGAAGAUGGUGUCUCUCCGCCCUUGGUGCUUGAUGCAUUCCCUGAAUUGUUGGGUGAAGACGAAGAUGUCUAUCAAGGCUCAGUUGUCGUAUUGAUUGAAGGAGAUCAUUAUAUACCACAAAAGGAUAUGGAACGAGGCACGGCAUACAUCGCUGCUUACGACACCUAUUUCCCCUUUGAAGCAUUAACAUACCAUUACGCCGCUUAUUGUCGAGAUUGUCGCACCAUUGAUAGCCACACAACUGAUAAUUGCAAGUUUUUCAAUCCUUAUUAA